AUGGAUGAGUCGGCGCUGGAGCGUUUCUUUGACAACUCUCUUGCAAAUGACUCUGGAUACAUGCUGGGGGAGGAGCUUGGCCUCCAAAGCUCCACCUAUCAUGUACAAGACCCCGCCCCUCCCAUCGGGGAGAAGUCUGAUGACCUUGACCUCAGUUUUCUGCCUGAUGACCUCACAGAACAGGAAGACUCAGCCGCAAAUGUCCAGAUGCUCGGCUUGUCGCAGGACAGCGGUAUCUGUAUGGACAGCUCCCAGAAUUCCACAGUGACUGAGUCCCAGCAGGAAGCGCCCGCACUGGCCACAGAAGCAUCAUCCUUCUAUCCUAUGAUCCCGAUGACGCCCAUGACCCCAGUGACCCCGAUGACUGAGAGGUCGGGAAUCAUCCCGCAGUUACAGAACAUCGUGUCCACAGUGAACCUGGGCUGCCCUCUGGAUCUGAAGUUCAUCGCCUUGCAGGCCAGAAACGCAGAGUACAACCCAAAGCGUUUUGCGGCAGUCAUUAUGAGGAUCCGAGAGCCCAGAACUACAGCCCUGAUCUUCAGCUCUGGGAAGAUGGUCUGCACAGGGGCCAAGAGUGAGGAGCAGUCCCGGCUGGCGGCCCGUAAAUACGCCCGCGUGGUGCAGAAGCUCGGCUUUCCUGCUCGGUUCCUGGACUUUAAGAUCCAGAACAUGGUGGCCAGCUGUGACGUCUGUUUUCCCAUCAGACUGGAGGGACUCGUCCUCACCCACCAGCAGUUCAGCAGCUAUGAGCCGGAGCUGUUUCCUGGUCUGAUCUAUCGGAUGGUGAAACCUCGAAUCGUUCUGCUCAUCUUUGUGUCGGGGAAAGUCGUCCUAACAGGAGCAAAAGAGAGAGCUGAGAUCUAUGAGGCCUUUGAAAACAUCUAUCCCAUCCUGAAGGGCUUCAAGAAGCAGUGACAGUUGUGCAAUAUGUUACACACUGUGAGACGUUCAGGUCAUUUCUGUUAAAACCAAUGCUGAACUUUCAGAAUUUAUCUUAAUCAAAAAAAGUUUAUUUUGUUUUUCACUUACUAAAUAAGUUAUAUUGUUUUUCAGGUUUUCUGAAAAUUUCAGCUUUAUU
Salarias fasciatus (jewelled blenny) is the source of this 1078-nucleotide messenger RNA. It is a transcript of the gene tbpl2, whose product is annotated as TATA box binding protein like 2. Gene Ontology annotation, biological process: DNA-templated transcription initiation. The transcript is spliced from 8 exons. NCBI's taxonomy places the organism in Eukaryota, Metazoa, Chordata, Actinopteri, Blenniiformes, Blenniidae. The record is from RefSeq and is a predicted model, not a curated record. Gene Ontology annotation, molecular function: DNA binding. The coding region runs from base 1 to 915 and encodes 304 amino acids.